AUGUCUCCUACUAACGCAAACGAGAGUUCCCAGGCCAAGAGCCCCGCACCUGCUGCUACUCAAACAUUUUCCGACGAGCCUGCCCUCAACACCGAUUCCAAGUACGCUCAAGACAGGAAGGAGUACAAGCAAGCCGUGAAGGGGUGCAUUCAAGCCAUGGAGGGCCGGGAGACCAAAUUUAAAACUCGGUCUACCCAGAAGAUCGAACGGAUGAAUGCCAUCCACGAAGAAUUUCAUACGAAGCUGAUGAGCCCUACUGCCGUUUCAAAGAUUCCUACGGGAAAGCUUGCCCUCCAGGAUUUCCACGAACAGGUUUUGCUGCUGUUGGAAGAGCUGAUCGAGAUCCAAGCCGAGCUCGCGGAUGAUCUGGAAAGAGAAAGUACCCAGAGCCUCUCCGGAUUUGCAAAGUAG
This is a messenger RNA of Fusarium coffeatum, 411 nucleotides long. RefSeq lists its product as uncharacterized. The record is from RefSeq and is a predicted model, not a curated record. The coding region runs from base 1 to 411 and encodes 136 amino acids. The transcript has a single exon. Lineage: Eukaryota; Fungi; Ascomycota; Sordariomycetes; Hypocreales; Nectriaceae.